Nannospalax galili (Upper Galilee mountains blind mole rat) is the source of this 898-nucleotide messenger RNA. Its product is annotated as Golgi apparatus membrane protein TVP23 homolog B. Gene Ontology annotation, cellular component: Golgi membrane. Gene Ontology annotation, biological process: protein secretion; vesicle-mediated transport. Bases 123 to 737 code for a protein of 204 amino acids. Lineage: Eukaryota; Metazoa; Chordata; Mammalia; Rodentia; Spalacidae. The record is from RefSeq and is a predicted model, not a curated record. The transcript has 7 exons.
CAGUCUGGAGCUUGUGCACGGUUGCCUGGCCCGUGGUGAAGAGCCCACGUCUGUUGCAGACCGGACCUGGAGGCUGCUGCGCUGACGUGGCUCCCGGAAGUGGGGCUUGGCUCCGGGCCGCCAUGUUGUCACAGGACAGUAAUGAUGACACUGAAGAUGUUUCACUGUUCGAUGCAGAAGAAGAGACAACGAAUAGACCAAAAAAGUCCAAAAUCAGACAUCCCGUAGCAUCGUUUUUUCACCUGUUCUUCCGAGUCAGUGCAAUUGUAGUCUAUCUUCUUUGUGAGUUGCUCAGCAGCAGCUUCAUUGCCUGUAUGGUCACAAUUAUCUUGUUGUUGUCCUGUGACUUUUGGGCAGUAAAGAAUGUCACAGGUAGACUAAUGGUUGGCCUACGUUGGUGGAACCACAUUGAUGAGGAUGGAAAGAGCCACUGGGUGUUUGAAUCCAGAAAGUCAACUCAAGAAAAUAAAACUGUUUCAGAGGCUGAAUCAAGAAUCUUUUGGUUAGGACUUAUCACCUGUCCAAUUCUGUGGGUGAUAUUUGCCUUCAGUGCACUCUUCUCCUUCAAAGUGAAGUGGCUGGCUGUUGUGAUCAUGGGUGUGGUGCUGCAGGGUGCCAACCUAUAUGGUUACAUCAGGUGUAAAGUGGGCAGCAGGAAGAACUUAACCAGCAUGGCUACCUCGUAUCUUGGAAAGCAGUUUUUAAGACAAAGCACUGGAGAGGAUCAGGCUUCCUGAGUAAAGACAAAGCUUAUGUGUUCUGAAACUGGGGAGCAACAGAAGAGAUUCUUGACUGGUUUAGAGCUUAAUCCAUGUUGCAAAGUGAAGUGUUGGGUUUGUUUUUCUACUUAAAAACUUAAUAUUAAAAAGGGGAAUCACAGUUUUUCAUCUCAAACCAU